Coccomyxa subellipsoidea C-169 is the source of this 1318-nucleotide messenger RNA. RefSeq lists its product as hypothetical. Gene Ontology annotation, cellular component: cytoplasm; nucleus. The record is from RefSeq and is a predicted model, not a curated record. The transcript is spliced from 5 exons. Lineage: Eukaryota; Viridiplantae; Chlorophyta; Trebouxiophyceae; Coccomyxaceae. Bases 32 to 880 code for a protein of 282 amino acids.
GCUGCCGCGCGUGCUCUGCUCGUUCUGGCGUAUGACUACGAGAAACUUCUUCACUGGCUCUGAGAACCGGUCUCACGUGCGCUGGUUGGGCAAUCGAUGUACUGUUCUGCUUACCGAUGUCUGGACCACUGUACGGUGUGGCCCAGGCUCUCUUCUGGUUACAGCGCAGGACGAGGUCAGGAGUAUGCAUGGCAUAGAGGCGGCUGUGGAUCUGCUGCUGGCAGACCCAUGCCCAGUCCCUACAGACGCAGCAACCCACCUCCUGGCUGCACUGGCACAGGACAACAGCCGCAAUGUGGUGGGCAUUGAGCGCUGCAGCGGCGUCCAAGCCCUUGUGGACACCCUCAGGCGUGGGCUACAAGGUGAAGAGGAGGAUGCGGUCAUUGUAGCUGCACUCUCCACGCUGACCAGGCUAGCACAGCACAGCAGGCACUGCAGGGAUGCUGUGCGUCUGGCCGGCGGCGUUUCUGUCAUCACUGGGACACUGGCAGCCUGCAGCAGCAGGCUGGAAGCUGCCGGGGAAGCUGCCGCAUGCCUCGGGGCAGUGGCCACAGAAAAUCUGGAAAAUCAGGUGGCUAUUGGUGAGGACGGGGCUGUGGAGCUCUUAGUCAGAGCUGCAGAAGCUUCCAGCGGCUGCAGGGGUCUGCAGCAGCGCUUCCUGUCUGCUCUUUGGAGCGUCAGCAGAUUGCACCCUCACAACAGGAUGCGCAUUGAGGAGGCUGGAGGGGCGGCUCUUUUACAGGAGGUCAACCAAUUGGGGGAGCUGCAUGACAGAGGGUCGACAUCUCCACUUGCGCUGCUCAGCGCAGCCACCAUUGGCUUCCUCUGUUAUGAGGCCUGCCGCGAGCUGUAUGCCCAAGUGCGCGCGCUGUUUGCCUGAUCAGCGUGCGAGUCAGGACGAGCAUGCAUGUGUGUGGUCUGUGGGAUAUCAUGGGAACCCAUGUCAAUGCAAUUGCAAGGCUCCGCUUGAGUGCCAAUGCUGAUGGUUAGAAGUUGCAAGGUGAAAUACACGUGUCACUCGUGUGUGGCAUAGGACAUGCUUUCGAGCACCUGCUGAUCACCUCUGGACGCAACUUGCAGUUGCAAGCCAGUCUUGUAAUCCUCAGUAUGGGAGGAUCCGGUUGGUGUAGUUGCCGUGCAUGCACUUAGUGGGCAUUGGUCAAUCAGUUAUUUGCAGCUCUUCAAUGCACGACCUGUGGACCGUUGACCAUCGGUGCCAGAUCUGGCAACGUGCCCAGAUAGAAGCUGAGGUGUGACAACUCGUUGCCACCAAGAAACGAAGCGUCUUGUCAUUCUUGCUGUAAAAAUUCGUUGCCUU